Molecule: messenger RNA, 7777 nt
Organism: Myotis daubentonii (Daubenton's bat)
Lineage: Eukaryota; Metazoa; Chordata; Mammalia; Chiroptera; Vespertilionidae
Gene: GRM5
Product: glutamate metabotropic receptor 5
Biological process (GO): G protein-coupled receptor signaling pathway
Cellular component (GO): membrane
Molecular function (GO): G protein-coupled receptor activity
Source: RefSeq, a predicted model, not a curated record
GAUCACGUGGAUUCAUCUAACUAAACGGUACCUGGGGACAUGGUGGUCCUUUAGAGAGCACAUCUAAAUUACUGGCUAAUUUCUUGGUUUGCCACUCAGCGUAGGACAUUGUUUGAUUCUCUCUAUCAGAACUCUCCUACGUUUUCCCCACCAUGCUGUCUUUAUUAGCUUGAACUCCUUUCCUAAAAUGGUCCUUCUGUUGAUCUUGUCAGUGCUGCUUUUGAAAGAAGAUGUCCGUGGGAGUGCACAGUCUAGCGAGAGGAGGGUGGUGGCUCACAUGCCGGGUGACAUCAUCAUUGGAGCUCUGUUUUCUGUCCACCACCAGCCCACCGUGGACAAAGUUCAUGAGAGGAAGUGUGGGGCAGUCCGCGAACAGUAUGGCAUUCAGAGAGUGGAAGCCAUGCUGCACACCCUGGAAAGGAUCAACGCAGACCCCACACUCCUGCCCAACAUCACACUGGGCUGUGAGAUAAGGGAUUCCUGCUGGCACUCGGCUGUGGCCCUAGAACAGAGCAUUGAGUUCAUCAGGGACUCCCUCAUUUCUUCGGAAGAAGAAGAAGGUUUGGUGCGCUGUGUGGAUGGCUCUUCCUCCUUCCGCUCCAAGAAGCCCAUAGUAGGGGUCAUUGGGCCCGGCUCCAGUUCUGUGGCCAUUCAGGUCCAGAACUUGCUCCAGCUUUUCAACAUACCUCAGAUUGCUUACUCGGCAACAAGCAUGGAUCUGAGUGACAAGACUCUGUUCAAGUACUUCAUGAGGGUCGUGCCUUCAGAUGCCCAGCAGGCUCGGGCCAUGGUGGACAUAGUGAAGAGGUACAACUGGACCUAUGUGUCAGCUGUGCACACAGAAGGCAACUAUGGAGAAAGCGGAAUGGAAGCUUUCAAAGAUAUGUCAGCCAAGGAAGGAAUUUGCAUUGCUCACUCUUACAAAAUCUACAGCAACGCGGGAGAGCAGAGCUUCGACAAGCUGCUGACGAAGCUCAGGAGUCACUUGCCCAAGGCCCGGGUUGUAGCCUGCUUCUGUGAGGGCAUGACCGUGCGAGGACUGCUGAUGGCCAUGAGGCGCCUCGGUCUAGCUGGAGAAUUUCUGCUUCUGGGAAGUGAUGGCUGGGCUGACAGGUAUGAUGUGACUGACGGAUAUCAGCGAGAAGCUGUUGGUGGAAUCACGAUCAAGCUCCAAUCUCCCGAUGUCAAGUGGUUUGAUGAUUAUUAUCUGCAGCUACGGCCAGAAACAAACCUCCGAAACCCUUGGUUUCAAGAGUUUUGGCAGCAUCGUUUUCAGUGCCGGCUGGAAGGGUUUGCACAGGAGAACAGCAAAUACAACAAGACCUGCAACAGUUCUCUGACUCUGAGAACACAUCACGUUCAAGAUUCCAAAAUGGGAUUUGUGAUCAAUGCGAUCUACUCCAUGGCCUAUGGCCUUCACAAUAUGCAGAUGUCCCUCUGCCCAGGCUACGCGGGCCUGUGCGAUGCAAUGAAACCCAUCGAUGGACAGAAACUUUUGGACUCCCUGAUGAAAACCAAUUUCACUGGGGUUUCCGGAGAUAUGAUCUUAUUCGAUGAGAAUGGAGACUCUCCAGGAAGGUAUGAAAUAAUGAACUUCAAGGAAAUGGGAAAAGAUUAUUUUGAUUAUAUCAAUGUUGGAAGCUGGGACAAUGGAGAAUUAAAAAUGGAUGAUGAUGAGGUAUGGUCCAAGAAAAACACCAUCAUCAGAUCUGUGUGCAGUGAACCAUGUGAGAAAGGCCAGAUAAAGGUGAUCCGGAAGGGCGAAGUCAGCUGCUGUUGGACCUGUACACCAUGUAAAGAGAACGAGUAUGUCUCUGACGAGUACACCUGCAAGGCGUGCCAACUGGGGUCCUGGCCCACCGAUGAUCUUACAGGUUGUGAGUUGAUCCCAGUACAGUACCUUCGCUGGGGUGACCCUGAGCCCAUUGCAGCUGUGGUGUUUGCCUGCCUCGGCCUGCUGGCCACCCUGUUCGUCACGGCAGUCUUCAUCAUUUACCGCGACACCCCAGUAGUCAAGUCCUCCAGCAGGGAACUCUGCUACAUUAUCCUGGCUGGCAUCUGCCUGGGCUACCUAUGCACCUUCUGCCUCAUUGCAAAGCCCAAACAGAUUUACUGCUACCUUCAGAGAAUCGGCAUUGGUCUCUCCCCAGCCAUGAGCUACUCAGCCCUGGUAACCAAGACCAACCGUAUUGCCAGGAUCCUGGCCGGCAGCAAGAAGAAGAUCUGUACCAAAAAGCCCCGAUUCAUGAGUGCCUGUGCCCAGCUGGUGAUUGCUUUCAUUCUCAUAUGCAUCCAGCUGGGCAUCAUCGUCGCCCUCUUUAUAAUGGAGCCUCCUGAUAUCAUGCACGACUACCCAAGCAUCCGGGAGGUCUACCUGAUUUGUAAUACCACCAACCUAGGAGUCGUCACUCCUCUCGGAUACAAUGGAUUGCUGAUUUUGAGCUGCACCUUCUACGCUUUCAAGACCAGAAACGUCCCGGCUAACUUCAACGAGGCCAAGUAUAUCGCCUUCACCAUGUACACCACCUGCAUCAUAUGGCUGGCCUUCGUGCCCAUCUACUUUGGCAGCAACUACAAAAUCAUCACCAUGUGCUUCUCAGUCAGCCUCAGUGCCACCGUGGCGCUAGGCUGCAUGUUUGUGCCGAAGGUGUACAUCAUCCUGGCCAAACCGGAGAGAAACGUGCGCAGCGCCUUCACCACAUCCACCGUGGUGCGCAUGCACGUGGGGGAUGGCAAGUCAUCCUCGGCCGCCAGCAGGUCCAGCAGCCUCGUCAAUCUGUGGAAGAGGAGAGGCUCCUCCGGGGAAACCCUAAGGUACAAAGACAGGAGACUGGCCCAGCACAAGUCGGAAAUAGAGUGUUUCACCCCCAAAGGGAGUAUGGGGAAUGGUGGGAGAGCAACAAUGAGCAGCUCCAAUGGCAAGUCCGUCACGUGGGCCCAGAACGAGAGAAGCGGCCGGGGGCAGCACCUGUGGCAGCGCCUGUCCAUCCACAUCAACAAGAAGGAGAAUCCCAACCAGACGGCGGUCAUCAAGCCCUUCCCCAAGAGCACGGAGAGCCGUGGCCUGGGCGCAGGCAGCGCGGGCGGCGCGGGCACCAGCGCGGGGGCCCCGGGCGGCGCCAGCUGCACGGCUGCGGGCCCCGGCGGCCCCGAGCCCCCCGACGCCGGCCCCAAGGCGCUGUACGACGUAGCGGAGGCCGAGGAGCAGCUGCCCGCGCCCGCGCGCCCGCGCUCGCCCUCGCCCAUCAGCACCCUGAGCCAGCGCGCGGGGUCGGCCGGCUGCCCCGACGACGACGCGCCCGCGCUGCCCUCGGAGCCCGCGGCGCGCAGCAGCACCUCGCAGGGCUCGCUCAUGGAGCAGAUCAGCAGCGUGGUGACUCGCUUCACGGCCAACAUCAGCGAGCUCAACUCCAUGAUGCUGUCCACGGCCGCGCCCGGGCCCGGCGCGGGCGCCCCGCUCUGCUCCUCCUACCUGAUCCCCAAAGAGAUCCAGCUGCCCACGACGGUGACGACCUUCGCCGAGAUCCAGCCUCUGCCCGCCAUCGAGGUCACGGCCGGGGCGCAGCCGGUGGCGGCAGCGGCGGCCCCGCCGGCGGGGGGCGCUGCCCUGGAGACCCCGGCGCCCGGGCCCGAGGCUGCAGCGGGCAAGCCGGACCUGGAGGAGUUGGUGGCCCUCACCCCGCCGUCCCCCUUCAGAGACUCGGUGGACUCGGGGAGCACAACCCCCAACUCGCCAGUGUCCGAAUCGGCCCUGUGUAUUCCAUCGUCUCCCAAAUAUGACACACUGAUCAUCAGAGAUUACACUCAGAGCUCCUCGUCGUUGUGAGAGUCACUGGAAACCACGCUGGGUUCCCCAUGGAGCCAGGCCGCCCCGUGUCCGCACGGUGACCAGGGCAGUCGCCGGGUUUUAGAUCAGCGGUGGAAGAUGUGGAGUAAAAGCCGCCCUGGAGACGUGAGAUUAAAUAGUGCUAUUUAACAUCAACCGACGAAGACACCAACGACAAAUCUUCUGGCAGAUUCUCUUCUAGUGGCCUUAGAACACAUGGGCUUUUAAGAAACACUGCUAUUUUUGAGGGCUGGCAGGAGUCUGCUCAAACCGUUACAUACCAAGUGCUUUGCUCUAGGGAAGCAAUGAGGUGAAACAGCAUCACGGAGGGGGGAAAGCAUAGUCGAUAAACAACUGUACAGAGUUUCCGUUUGUUUACUUCAGUUCUUUUCCCAGAAGAGUCUUUGAUUCACCAAACAUGAAUGUACAUUUUCUAACAAACUGAAAAUCUGGGACCAAAACGUCAACCUAUCUCGUUUUGUUUUGUUUGUUUGUUUGUUCCUUUUUUCUUUGCCAUCCCCGCCCCCCCCCCCCGCCCCUUUUCUUUUAAAGACUUUGAAAAGCAGUUCCUUGAGCCCGGCAUUUACUGAGGCGUAGUGAGUGUGUCCGAAGCAUAGCACACAACUGGAUAAUGAGUGGUGCGCUGAUGUAUGUAGGGCUUUUAACCAGAGACUUCCUUUCCUCUCCAAUUUGUUUGUGAAAUCCUCUUCCAAAAGCCUGCAUCCGAGAUUCCAUCUAGUUAUUUCAAUUCACCUCCAUCGACCAAGAAAACCAGUGGAAGAUUUCUUGACUAUUUCACCAUGUUGCCAAUCAAUACUGGAGUAGCAAAAAAAAUAUUUUCUGGAAUACUGUUUUGUAAUUCCCUUACUGGGGUGUGUUGUGUAGCUGGGAAUGCUCUUUAUAAUAAUCAUUCUUAAGCUCCAGCUUGGCUAUCUCUCUCAUGAACUGGGGCCACUCCUCCUUGUGAAUGCUGUUCCCUUAGCAUUGCCAGCUAAACUAUUAGCUUAUGCAUUUGGGCUUCUUCGUUCCUUUCUUUUGAGAACCUGCUGCAGAAAAAGCUCCUCUGUUCUUUUCAAGUCCCACCACUGGAAGAAUGGUCCAAAGACCCAAUGAAGACAUUGUCACGCCUGGAGGCACUGUUGUUGAAAAAAAUUAACACAGUCUUAAUACACUGGAAAUGUUAAACUGUGUCAAGUCGGCUUAGCAGAGAUUUAGCCAUGCCAGUGAGCAGUGAUUUUAACUUUUCUUGGCUGCUGCAAACAAGGCAGCUAUGAACUAUGACAAAUGUAGAUUUUUUUCAAAGCAAUACAGAAUACUAAAACAGAGGAACCUUAAUGAAAAUAAACCACACAGUCUUUCUUAGCCAUUCCAAAAAGAGGCAAAGCAAUUAUGACUAUUUUCCUUUUUAAAGUAAUUAUUAAUAUCAUUUUGUGCAUUUCAUACUGUCACUUUUUGAAUACUGCAGAAAAGAGAUUUAAAGUUAUAAUAGAAAUACACAUGCUCUGAUAGGCUCAUAUAGAUACCAUUCACAGCUCAAGACCUGCAUCCACUGUCAUCUUUCUUCCUCCCAUUACAGCUAUCCUCAGGUGCCAAAUGUUUUUGAUUUUUAAAUAAGGAUAGUAAUAAAAGGAGGAAAUGUCCUAUAAGUUUCAAGUUCAGUUGACCCAGCCUUAUACUAAAGGUAGCCUUAUGAAAAACUUUUUCGGUGAGGCAGAAGUACAUUUUUUGGCAGAAAUAUAGGUAAAACCUUUUUUUCUUUUGCUCAAUAUCCUUAUUUUGUAUGUUUUUUUUAUUUCAUAUCGACUUAAAAGAAGAACUCAGAAAUAGAAAUAUAUCCAUUGGCCAUAUUUUAUCAUUCUCCACUUUUAAAAGCUAUAAUAAAUAUACUGCUGGAUUUCCUUUUCCUGGUACCUGUUUUAGUGUUAAAUUUUAAAUCAAAUCUCCCAAUAUAAAAUAUUAAAAGCUAGCAUUAAUUUACUCAAAUAUAAAUUUAAAACUUCAAACCUCCCAUGACAGAUUUGAAAUAGCAUCAUCAGAGCUCCCUGAUUCCAAAUAUGAUAAUGAGACCCUUGAACCUAGCUAAAUUUUAAGGUGUCAUUGAAAGUAAAUGUCUGCCUCUACUCAAAAAAACAAAUGUAAAUAUCUUGAAGUAUUAUUAUCCCUGGAUCCUCAUCUAAAUGGUGGCAUUCACCUGAGGAUUACUGUCUUGAUUUCUUAGACAUUGAAACAUUUCUAAAUAUGCUUUACUACCUAAGUGUUAAAAUGCCUUUCAUAAAACCCUAUGUUGAGUUCCAUUUUAUUCUCAAGUACAAUAAGUUUCACUGUAUUGACCAACAGAAUACCAUUUUUUAAACUUUCUCCAUGAUCAAAUCUGUUCUAAGCUCUUCGUAACAUAUUUCUUUUAAAAGUACAUUAAUUUAUUAGAAAUUAAAAGCAAAUAAAUUCCCCUGUAAUAAUUCCACAUGAAAUUACAAUCAACUCUAAGAAAAAUAAUUUAUCCAGUUAGGGGACAAGAUGUAUUGUUCUCUGUAUUUCUAUGCCCUGUGCCACUUCAUUCUAUACAUUGUAUAUAUUAGUAGUACUAGUGCAUUCUUGAGAUUUUUUUAUUUUGGAAUGAUGCUAACUCUGUCUCUUUGCCAAUUCUCAUACCAGGUUCCAAGUAAUAAAUCUACAACACAAAGAGAAACGAAUAUUCCUUCUAGGGCUAGGAUGUGAACUUCACAAUUAAUUUGGGUACCUAUUUUCAUUGAAUUUCCUUGAAAACAAUCUGUUCCUGGUGUCCAGUGAUAAUUCAGUUGGGACUAAAAGAAAGGGGAAAGUACAGCGAAAUGCUAAAGUUCAGAAAAGUGACCCUACAGGACAGUUUGGUUCCAGGAUGGAAAAAAAAGAAGACCUGGUUUGAUCAAGUGAUGUGGACUAUCUAAGCAGUCUACCCAUUCUGUAAUUUGGGGAGAGAAGUGGAGGCAGCCUGAGAAAAGCACAUCUGGAUUGGGAAGAACCAUCUGUCUAGAUUAGGGGGAGCAGAAAGAAAGGGAGUAUGGAAAGGAGAACCAGAUAAAAUUUGACUGGAAAAAAGCAAACUCCCAAGUGUUGCUAAGCCUUGAUAGUAACAGCCUUUCCCAAGCUCCUGCUGUUACCAGCAAGUGAUCAGAAAGACUAGGAGCUGUUCCUGACUGUAAAUGAAUUGUACAGUGGCUCUGCUGCAGUGCUGUGACUUCCAAACCAGGAAUUAAAUACUUAUUAAGAAAAAAAAAUAAACAUUUUCUAGGUUAGUCUCCCAGCAAAAUGUACAUGCGUUGGAGACUUCAAAGGUAUUAUCUGAGUUCACAUUUAGCCACAGCUUAUUAAUAACCCUCAAGCUGUCAGAAUCUCUAUAGUAACCAUUUACAAUUUUAUACUGUGAAAAAAUACAGAUCAGUGAAAAGCAUAAAGAUAAAUUAGAAUUCACUUUAAAGAGGGUCUGAGGCCUGGGAGAUUCUCUACUAUCUGUUGAAGAAUGAGGCAUGUAUAAAAUAGUUGGCUGAAUUUCACUGAUCUUCCCAAUGUGAACAAAUAUACUAUGUAUAUUGUGUGUAUUUCUAGAUUUCAAUGGCAGCUGCUGGUGGUGUUGUAAUUAGAAAUCUAUAUAGAAUAUAGAUGUUUUAGGGAGAUGGUGCCAAUCCUAAAAGAUUUGUGUGGGCUACAAGUGCUUGUACUUACAUUUUUCUGCACUUAUAACUGAUUUGGUUUAAAAAAAAAAAAUUGUGUGCGUGUAUCUGUUCUUUUUCUGUUGUUGCAACUUGUACUAUUAAAACAAUAGAGAAUGUUAAAUUAUUUUGAUGUGAAUUGCAAAUCAUUUUUUUUCAUAAAAUUUAACAUUUUUAUCAGCAUUGUUUCGCUUUGUACUUGUACAAAUGUGUUUUAUUUUAGCAUUUUAAAAUACACUUGCCUGUUUCUCAGUUGUCUAAAUCA